This is a messenger RNA of Dibothriocephalus latus, 228 nucleotides long. NCBI's taxonomy places the organism in Eukaryota, Metazoa, Platyhelminthes, Cestoda, Diphyllobothriidea, Diphyllobothriidae. The record is from the annotation of a GenBank genome assembly.
UUACACGAAGAUACUAAUUCGCAAAAAACACCGUCAACUGAAUUUUCUUUGGGCACUAAACGUGAGAUGGACAAGGCUGGAUUCGCCUGCGCCAGUGUUGCGUUCCCUUGGCUGAUUUCCCAACUCCAUCGGCUAGGCUUCUCGCCUCUCGCCAAAUACUUUGAACGUCAGCUGCCGAUGCGUUUCCCGGCUACCGACUACAGUCUUCUGCGCUCAACUCCCUGCUGA